Messenger RNA from Conger conger (European conger), 2118 nucleotides. Its product is annotated as apoptosis regulator Bcl-2-like. The coding region runs from base 891 to 1583 and encodes 230 amino acids. The transcript has 2 exons. Lineage: Eukaryota; Metazoa; Chordata; Actinopteri; Anguilliformes; Congridae. Gene Ontology annotation, cellular component: mitochondrial outer membrane. The record is from RefSeq and is a predicted model, not a curated record. Gene Ontology annotation, molecular function: protein homodimerization activity; protein heterodimerization activity. Gene Ontology annotation, biological process: extrinsic apoptotic signaling pathway in absence of ligand; intrinsic apoptotic signaling pathway in response to DNA damage; negative regulation of intrinsic apoptotic signaling pathway.
UCCAGUCAGGGAUUCUCUGCUUGCACUGUACAUGACAGAAGCGUCAUUGUAGUUUUUUUGCUGUCAUUGUGCAAGCAUAUGGAUACUGCGCUAUCUGGAUUUAAUAUCCGUUACGACAUUGUAUUGCUUUUUACCGGUUUCCCUCAUAUUUUUUUCUCUGUGGAAUAAGUACAAUUCGAAAGCUUGCUUGCUCGCAAAUGCUUUCUCUUCCGUCUUUUCUCUGCAAAUGUCAGUGGAAUAAUAUAACCCAGGAAGGGAAGCAGUGUUUCUGCAGUUUUCUACAAAAAUACGUGAUAAAUAAUUUCGACUGAUGCAUCCAAGACAGACACGCAGCUUCCCCAUGCUUGACUUUGAGGACGAUAUAUUUUAAAGGAUAUCCAAAACUUGCUACUUUCCCAAGGAUCUUUGCUCGCUGCUGAAAGGGGCGUAUCGUUAGCCAAGAUCAAGCAUUCCUGACGCUUUUUUUUAUUCUACAGCGGCAGACCACGUUCCGUGUCUGCACAAUGCUGUAAGUUCAUUUGCUGCUGAAAGUUGAAGGGAAUGGUGCAGUUUUGCAGCUUUGUCGCAAGACGUUUCCUUAUUGAUAUUUAUGUGUUUGUUAUAAUUUUUGUGUUUUUCAAUAUAUAUACAUAGAAACGCAUCAAUUUAUAUUUGGAUAACAUUGGUCUGUGCAUUGCCGUGCUUUCUUUCAAGGUCAGAAAUACAACGCUUUUUUGCACUGUGAGACAUUGAUUCUUCUUUUUUAAUCAUCUUAACAACACAAAUAUUAUUUAGUCAGUUCGUUCAUGCAAAUUAUUUGAAUUGAGCACCUUACUCGUGGAGCCGUGGGCAUGUAUUUUGUGUGAAACUGUUGGUACAGACAGCCUUUGUCAAACCGUUCCUAAGGCGUGAUGGCAAACGAGAGUCCUUACGAUAAUCGGAAUAUAGUGGAAAAAUACAUAUAUCACAAACUGUUGAAAAAGGGGUAUGUAUGGGAAUUACAAGAGGCCGGGGAAAACGAUUCUCCAAAUAACGGAUUAGCAGAUAGCUCCCCCUCCAACUCUCAAGUUUUGACACGGCGAAUCCAAGCAGCCACGGAUGGAGAGAACGUUUCCCCUUUUCCCAACCGACUCCCGCAACCCGACCCUCACGCUGCUCUGCACCGUGUUCUGCGUGAAGCAGGGAAUGAAAUUGAAAGGAUGUAUCUUCGGGACUUUGCUGAAAUGUCAGACCAGUUGCAUUUCACACCCAGCACGGCACAGCGCAAGUUUACCGCGGUUGUUGAAGAACUGUUCAGCGAUGGAGUGAACUGGGGUCGGAUCGUGGCGUUCUUCGAGUUCGGUGGAACUAUGUGCGUGGAGAGUGUGAACCGCGAGAUGACGUCCCAGGUCGAUAACAUUGCACACUGGAUGGCGGAGUAUCUAAAUGGACCCCUUCAGAUCUGGAUUCAGGAGAAUGGAGGCUGGGAUGCCUUCGUGGAGCUGUAUGGUCAGCAGAGAGAGUCGGUGUUCCGCUGCUCCUGGCCGUACAUAAAGACGGUCUUCGGCUUGGCCGCCCUGGGGGCCGCAGGGGUCACCAUCGGGGCCUAUUUCACGCAGAAGUGAAGAAGCCCAGGAGUCCAUUUUACAAGCACCUCUCAGAAGAGCACUGCCCAUCACAGAGCAUUCUCUUCUACACACACACACACACACACACAUACACACACAUGCACACACACACACAUACACAUACACACACGCACACAUACACACAAGUGCACAACCCUUCAACGCCUUCACUGAUAUGAUGAGUCUAUACAGGAAUGCCCCCAGUGGCACAUACUGAGAAAACAAAACAUACACACUCAUGCAUACAUAUAUACAUACAUGAAAAAGCUAAGUCACUGCCUAAUGAAAAUUUUGCAAGAGAUAACCCCCAAAAUAGAAAAAGUUAAGGGUUAUGUUGAAGCAUACGGUCCUGGGUUUUGAUGUUUUUUGUACUAUUUUUAGCAUGAGUCUGUGAUACAUGUGUGUAACUCUGGUGUGAAUGUACAUACAACUCUGACUGUUGCCCUUGAAGAGGGACUUUUGAAUGAUGGUUUUCAGCAUGUUCCUGCUCCUUGGAGACUUUGGAGAUGCUGCGACUGUCCUAGUAGGGCUA